Molecule: messenger RNA, 1071 nt
Organism: Drosophila willistoni
Lineage: Eukaryota; Metazoa; Arthropoda; Insecta; Diptera; Drosophilidae
Gene: Cpr100A
Product: pupal cuticle protein Edg-78E
Exons: 3
Coding region: 187-894 (235 amino acids)
Cellular component (GO): chitin-based extracellular matrix
Molecular function (GO): structural constituent of chitin-based larval cuticle
Source: RefSeq, a predicted model, not a curated record
CGGUCGGCAAAAGAAGGCAGAGAUUUUCUUAAAAGAAAAAGAAGAGAAGUAAAACUCCUUCUCCCCAACUCCUUGAAUAAACGGACUAAGAACGUAAAGGCGCGAGUGCUUCCCCUCACCCCCUCAGAUACUAAAAGAGUGCAGUUUACGUAGUAGCUUAUCAAGGAUAUACAAAAUUUACACAAAAUGUUUCGCUUUCUUGCAUUGACCUGCACUUUGGUGGCCCUGGCUGCCAGUCAAAGUUACCAUCAGGAUCCAAAGACAGCGGCCAUCAUCAGUGAGCAGCGUUAUCUGUCGGGAGAUGGUAAAUUCGGUGCUGCCUAUGAGCAGGAAGAUGGCAUUAAUUUCAAAGAGGAAACAGAUGCCGAUGGCACACGUCAUGGUAGCUACAGUUAUGUAGAUCCUUCUGGCCAAAGACGCAGCAUCUCCUAUACGGCUGGCAAGAAUGGUUUCCAAGCAUCUGGUGAUCAUUUGCCACAAGCACCACCAGCUCCACCACAGCCUGUGCCCACAUCUGGCUAUCAGCCACAGCCUCAGUAUCAGCCACAGCAAUAUCAGGCACCAGCUCCUCAGCAUCAGCCAUCCUACCGCAACAAUGAUGAUGGUGAUGAUGGUUCCUACGAUCCUCGCUACAAUGAUCCAUCCUUUAGCCAGCAACAGCAAUCGUAUCAUCAACCUGCCCCCCAACCUCAGUAUCGUCCAGCUCCAGCUCCACAGCCUGCCUACCAGCCAGCUCCUCAGCCUGCCUACCAUCAGCCAGCAGCUCCUCAGUAUCAGCCCCAACAGGCUUAUUAUCCCACAACCACACCCAAUCCUCAUCGCUUCUCGCCACCCGGAAAACUUUCGCUUAACCGUACGCCCGAUGGCUUCACCUACUCCUUUAACAAAGUCUAAGCCAACAGAGAGAGAGAGAGAUAAUUAUAGAUUGAUUUAAACAAAAAAACACAACACAAACAACAACAACAACUAUAAUUUUGCAUAUCUUUCAUACUCUAACACCUCUAUUCGUUUUCUUUUCUAUUCUACACUCUCUUAAACUCGUGUUCUUUUCUAAAAACAAAAAAAAACUUU